Molecule: messenger RNA, 465 nt
Organism: Belonocnema kinseyi
Lineage: Eukaryota; Metazoa; Arthropoda; Insecta; Hymenoptera; Cynipidae
Product: activity-regulated cytoskeleton-associated protein-like
Exons: 1
Coding region: 1-465 (154 amino acids)
Biological process (GO): positive regulation of AMPA receptor activity; modulation of chemical synaptic transmission
Molecular function (GO): mRNA binding
Source: RefSeq, a predicted model, not a curated record
AUGGAUGACGAGGAUCCGGAGGAAUUCCUCAAUCAAUGUGAAUAUUAUUUCACCGAAGCAGCGAUUCAACAAAACGUUUGGUCGAGAAUGGUGAAUAAAUCACUCAACGAAAAAGCCGCAAAGUGGUACGAAGCGUACCGGAAUUUGUCCCUGCCGUGGUCAAAAUUCCGGAUGUUACUCACUCAAGAUUUCGCCGGAGCUGCAGCUUUGAAUAAGCUACAUACCAAGCUGUAUGCGACGAAGCAGGAGGAAAAGGAGGCCGUGCACGUGUUCCUCCAGCGGAAAUAUCUCGUCGCACAGCGAUUGUUACCCCAAGCCACGGGAUCACAAAUAGUGACUCUGUUAUUGGAGGCUCUUAAACCCUCCAUUAAAAAGGUACUGCGAGCCGCGGUAAUAGGUUCUUUCGAGGACUUAGUUGAAAGAGCGGUACAGGCCGAAAGUGGCGAAGCAGAGGAGAAUCCUUGA